CUCGCAAGAACCACCAACCGAUUGUGCAAUUGAGCGUCAUGGUUGUCCGCCUCCGCUUGGCCCGAUGGGGCCGCGUCCACUCGCCGUUCUACCGCAUCGUUGCCGCCGAUGCGCGCUGCCCUCGUGACGGGCGUCAUUUGGAAAUCCUGGGCACGUACAACCCGAUUGCUGCGGCGGAUGGAGUGAAGGAACUGCGUGUGAACAACGACCGCAUCAAGUACUGGCUGAGCGUCGGCGCCCAGCCCAGCGACCGCGUUGCGUUCUUGUUGGGUCUGGCAAACGUGCUGCCCAUCCCGCCGUCUCGUCAGUACACGAAGAAGAACCAGUCGAAGCAAGAAGACAAGUAGACGACACCCCAACAAACACAUACCCGCGACAGCCCAACCUCGCGCGCGCCCUUCAUAAGCCUAGAAUAACAUCCCAACCGCCCUCAUCCUUUCGUA
Aphanomyces invadans is the source of this 443-nucleotide messenger RNA. Its product is annotated as ribosomal protein S16. Gene Ontology annotation, biological process: mitochondrial translation. The record is from RefSeq and is a predicted model, not a curated record. The transcript has a single exon. Bases 39 to 347 code for a protein of 102 amino acids. NCBI's taxonomy places the organism in Eukaryota, Oomycota, Saprolegniomycetes, Saprolegniales, Verrucalvaceae. Gene Ontology annotation, cellular component: ribosome; small ribosomal subunit. Gene Ontology annotation, molecular function: structural constituent of ribosome.